AUGAAGUCGUUAAUCGAUAAUCUAGUCAAAUUGGUCACCUCGUCCCUUCUGAAUUGCUCGAAUGAUGGGGUGCCAUCGUCCGAACAUUUUCUAUCGAAUUUGACUCCCGUUUACAUCAUCACGCUUGCAGUCUGCUCGAUAGUAUGCAUGGGCACGAUUGCGAUGGGAAUUCUACAGAUCAUGUACACGAUGUUCUACGUGGGUCACCAAGAUCGUCGACUCUUUAUUGCGUAUUUGGCAAGCACAGCACCAUUUGUGUCAGCCUUGUCUCUAUGCGCGAUGUACAUGCCUCGGGUGUGGUUCCUCUCGCAUCUCAUCAGCUUUCUGUACUUCUCGGUGGCGUUAUGGAUGAUCAUUUGCCUCUUGAUGCAGAUUUUUGAAGGACACAAUUCGCUUGUCAACAAGAUGCAUGAGAGAGACAUCGAAAUCGACAUCUCGACACCGCCAUUCUGCUGUGUUUUCCCGUGUCUACCGAAAGUUCAACUUGAAGAGCGUAAAAUCCGAGCGUGUGAGUGGCUGGUGUUGCAAUGUCCGUGCGUUCGCCUACUCGCCACGCUCAUCUCGCUAUUCAUCUAUUUUGAGUACGGAAACGAUGGCAUGAUACCGUUGAAAGUGCUCGAUUUCAUCGCCGUUCCCUCGGUGUUGCUCGGAAUUUUUGGCAUGCACAUUCUCGUCACCACUGUAUCGAAUUUGGAUGAGCUUUUAAGUUAUCGAUACAUCGUUGUCUUUCGCUUGCUCGAUCUUUUCUUCAUGUUCUUUGGUCUUCAACAACCAGUAUUCGACUUUUUGGGACGAUAUGGUGCCUGGGGAUGUGGCUCGGUUUUGCCGUAUCUGGAGACAGCUUUUUGGUGGAAGAACGCGUUCACAGUGAUCGAGGCCUUUUGCGUUACAUUGCUCGCUUCUCUUCUCAUUCAACCAAAGAGAUCAGCACUUUUCGAUAAACAUCCAUCGAUGCGCUCAAUGGACUCCUCGAUGCACACCGUUGAGGUGGCAAUCAGUGACGAUGAAAGUAAGGAGACCACCGCU
Mesorhabditis belari is the source of this 1026-nucleotide messenger RNA. NCBI's taxonomy places the organism in Eukaryota, Metazoa, Nematoda, Chromadorea, Rhabditida, Rhabditidae. The record is from the annotation of a GenBank genome assembly.